Messenger RNA from Plodia interpunctella (Indianmeal moth), 5412 nucleotides. RefSeq names its product cortactin (gene Cortactin). Gene Ontology annotation, molecular function: actin filament binding. Lineage: Eukaryota; Metazoa; Arthropoda; Insecta; Lepidoptera; Pyralidae. Gene Ontology annotation, biological process: regulation of actin filament polymerization. Bases 217 to 1776 code for a protein of 519 amino acids. The transcript has 13 exons. Gene Ontology annotation, cellular component: site of polarized growth; cortical actin cytoskeleton; actin filament. The record is from RefSeq and is a predicted model, not a curated record.
UAGAGUGACGCAUCGGGGGUCGGUCGGCUGUUCAGUUCUAAUCUAAAUAAAUUAAUCAUUGCCCAUUUCAUAUCCAAAAUAUUAUAUGAAUACAGUUUAUUAAUCGAUAUUAGCACAUUCAGUGCUUAAUUUAUAACGAAUUCUUGUGAUUAAGUUUCCUGUAAAUAGGCUUGUGUGGAAUUGAGGGCGUGGGAAGACCGGCUCGCGAUUUGCAAGAUGUGGAAAGCAACAACCGACAUAAAGCCUCCUGUACCAGAGGAGGCAGACGAAUGGGAGACGGAUCCAGACUUCAUUAAUGAUGUUACGGAGCAGGAGCAGCGUUGGGGGCCCGGUGGACGAAAUGUCGAGGCUAUUGAUAUGGCAAAAUUACGCGAAGAAGUAUUGGAAGCAGACAAGUUAGAUAAACAGAAGAAAUACGAACAAGGACCUAAGCCUUCCUAUGGGUACGGAGGUAAGUUCGGUGUGCAGAGCGAUCGUAUGGACAAGUCGGCUGUCGGCCACGAUUAUGUCGGGAAGGUCGAGAAACAUGUCUCACAAAAGGAUUAUUCUCAAGGUUUCGGCGGUAAGUUCGGCGUGCAGACAGACAGGAUGGACAAGUCCGCGGUGGGACACGAGUACGCGGCGCCGCUGGAGCGCCACGCGUCGCAGACGGACCACGCGCGCGGCUUCGGCGGCAAGUUCGGUCUGCAGGCCGACCGCGUCGACCGCAGUGCAGCAGGCUGGGACCACAAAGAGCAGAUAGAGAAGCACUCCUCUCAGAAGGACUAUUCCGUGGGUUUUGGCGGUAAAUUCGGUGUACAGACAGACAGGAAGGACGCCUCAGCUUUUGGCUGGGACCAUAAGGAAGACGCGCAACAACAUCAUUCUCAGACAGACUACGCGAUCGGUUUCGGCGGUAAGUACGGCGUGCAGACAGACAGACAGGACGCGUCGGCGCUGGGCUGGGAUCACCUCGAGAAGGCCAGCAAGCACGCCAGCCAGACCGACCAUAAUAAGGGCUUCGGCGGCAAAUUCGGCAUCGAGACGGACCGCGUGGACAAGUCCGCGCAUCGGUUCGACGAAGUGGAGUCUGUCGGCGCCGACUACACCAAGCACAAGCCCGACAUCGGCGGGGCCAAGCCCUCGUCUAUCAGGGCCAAGUUCGAGAACAUGGCCAAGGAGAAGGAACAGACGGAGAAAGUUGGCGGCUACAAACCAAAGUCGAGCGGCGGGGCCAAGCCGUCCUCCAUCGGGGCCAAGUUCGAGAACAUGGCUAAGGAAAGGGAACAGGAAGCACUUCAGUCGGUUCAAAAGAUUCGGCAACAAAGGGAGCAGAUGGAUAAACAACUUUCAGAAAAGGAAAAAGAACGACUAGCCCAGGAGCCAAAGGAAGUAGAAUCGCCGUCGCCGACGACAGCUAAGGCUGCUGAGCUUCCAGUUGAAGCGGUCCAGUCCAAAGACAUCGAUACUACGGAAGAUAAACAGCCUAACUUGCCUGAUGUUACGUUAGUAGGAGAACCCAAAGAGGAUAAGGAAGAGCUAACUCGCCAACCAACGAUCGUAGUGUCGCCCGUCGGCUGGGAAACUGAACUAAACAGCGAACAAGAGGAAGAAGAGGAAUCGUACACUGCGCGUGCGCUGUACGACUACCAGGCGGCCGCGCCCGACGAGAUAUCAUUCGAUCCGGACGAUCUCAUCACCAAUAUUCAGAUGAUCGACGAAGGGUGGUGGCAAGGGCUCUGCAAGGGCGCGUACGGGUUAUUCCCCGCGAACUACGUCCAGUUACAAGAUAAGUGAAUAGGGUGUACCAUUAAUUUCUUCUUAUUGCUUACGAGGGUUGUGAAAGCUCUUUCCCUCGUCUGUGCGUUUUCCCGAUUUCUUCUUCAGUCGUUGAGCGUCGGAGCCCAGAGUCCACUAUCCUACUUUUUCGACUCUACUUCGCACGGUCGUCGACAUCCCUAGUUGUCAGACCAUAGACACGCAUAUCAUCCUGGACGACAUCAAGCCAGCACUUCUUGGGUUUGCCUUCUGCCAGCGUCUAGCGGGAGCGGAAUGGCCAGACAUUUUAAAAAACAAUUUCAAUAAGAAAAUAUAAAGAAAACUGUUUUGCAAAACAGAGACAGACGAUCAUCUUUACAAACUAAAGACUUGUUUUUAAUAGUAUUUUAGAAUUUUGUAAUAGUAUUUAGAUAAUUUUUAUAUUUUGUUAAUAUUAUGUGGAAUUAUUGAUUACGUAAAGCUAGCCAUUUAGUGUAGAAUAAGAGUAUUUAGUAGAUUAGCUAGCAAGUUGCUAGAACGGCUCGGAUACCUGGUUAUUUUUGAAACCUGUUCGCGCGCAUCUCCAUACAUUUUGGUAAAGAGCGUGUUCUUUACGAUUCAACCCUGAGAUAACACUUAUUUCUCGGCUUCUGAUCGAAGAGCAUUUUCAUGUCGAUUUUGUUCGAAUCAUCAGUUGAACCUCAAAAUGAUUUUGCUCGUUUCUCCGACCCACCACGCCAAACGACCCUACACAAAAUAAUAAGAAAGACAAAACAUAGUGUGGUCUUUGUCACACGCGUUAAUAACAUCAACAAAAUGCCCUCGAAGUGGAACAAUUACGAAUAUAAUUAUUAAACAAGGUUAAAAUAAUCCGGUAUCGAGCCCUGAUCGCUAGAAUUAAAGGUUUGCCAUACGAAUGAAGUCUUUAAUAUCUUAUAGUUUAGUAUAUUUAGCGUAUUUCUCACAGAAAUAUAUUACUAAACUCAAGUGAGUGUUAGCCCAGGCUAUGAUCUAUUUAUUAACUAAUUUACAUACAAAUUUGUUGAGUAGUUUUCGUGUCAAAUGGCGAAAAUGAACACGUAAAAUAAAUUUCGUUCGGAUGGUUUUGCAUACUGCCGAUUAAAAAAUGACAGUACUUUUAAACUAAAUAAAAAUGAAAAAAAUGAAGUGUUUAUUUAAUUUAAUUUAAUUUAGGAGACAUAUUUUAAGAUAUUAUUUGCUUUAAUUUAAUAUGAUAUUUGUCUCCUUAAUGAUACUAUAUUUCAUGGUUGUGCAACAUUUAAAAGUACGUAGGGCUGGCAAUUACAAGUUAUUUUUACGAAUGUUACUAUGAAUAAUUUUUUUUUCAAGACUUUUUCACGACAAUGUAAAUAGUGUAAUUUUUUCGUCGAAUAAAUCUAUAAUAUACCUCUACACUGAUUAGAACAAUUUGACGAAAACUAAAAAAAAUAAUACCAUCUUAGUUAAUUAAUUUAGUAUUAAGUAUAUUAGAAACGUACUUAUGACAAAAACUGUAUUAAUUGUAAAGGAACCUCAUUUUAUGGAAUUAAAUUACUAAUUAAUUGCCUAAAGGUAGACCAACUUUUUUACAUACCUAAUAAAAUAAAAAAGUUUUUAAAAUGCCGACUACCUACCGACAUCUAGUGGUAAGUAGUCACAUACACAUUAAUCGUAAUAAAGUAAUAUAGUACGGAAUAUUACUGGUUGGAUAAAAAAUCAUAAAAGCCAUGCCCCAUUGCUCCAUUGCAAUGCAGCACGUUAUAGCUCCGUUGUGCUCCGUUGUCUUCUAUAGGUUUUGACACUGACGUGCGUUGACGUACGUCGAGACUUCAUACAAUUUCUGACAAUGACAAUGACCGAGGACCACGGAGCGCAAAGGAACAAUGAGGCGUGGCUCUUAAACAAAAAUUAAACAAUAAUUCAUAGAUUAUCCAAUGGCUCAUAUCAACGCACAUGAAUUUAAUACAAUAAUCAAUAAUGUUUAAAAGACGCUUCCACUUUUGUAUGAUUUUUUUUAAAUGACGCAAGUCUAUUUAAUUUAAAUUGUAAUUAUUUGAAAUGAAAUGUUUCGAUUUUUUUUUAAAAUAAUUGUAUUAUUAAUGUAACGCCCAUUUAAGUCAAAAUACUUUUUAGUAUUUUUUUUUUAUUAUCAGAAUAUUUUUUAUAAACUUAAGUUUCGUUUUAUGUAAGAAAUCAUAUCGUAUAAUUUAUAGUCACAGCAUAAAGACAUUAAUUGUAAGAAAAUGUUAUAAAUACUUAUUGAUUAGACUUAAGAAAUAACCAAAAUUAAUUUUGAGACGCAAAUAUAUUGGACAUUUGUAAAAUAUGAGGCAAAUAAAUAUGAUGGCUGUUGCUAUAUGCAUUCAUGCAAUAGAAAUCAUUUCUCAAGGCGCACGCUGACGCGCAGUCGUAACGCGUAUUCAGCCUGUCUCAGUCACACGCCUUAAGGGCGUAUGAGAUAGGUGACUCGUUAAUUUCAAUCGACGAGUCACGCAGCGGUAAUAUUUUCAGUGAUGUCGUCAAAUAUAACACGCCUUAUGAAAUAAUACCUCUUUGCUACUUGAUUAUUCGAGCGACAUGCCAAUGUUCCGUUUUAAGCUGUUGUCGCGCAAAAUGUCACUUUCGCAAAACGACAAUAAAUGUAAAAGUAUACGGUAUAUACCCCAUAUUUCCAAUUAAGUCCACGCUAAAUUUCACCUCGAUUCAAUGCUCCGUUUUGACGUGAAAGAAGGACAAACACUUUAUCACCUUUAUAAUAUUAGCAUGGAUGGAUAUAUAAUAAUUCAUUCUGAAUUAAAGCCAAAACCAACUCCGAAAAAAUAUGUGGAGACGAUUUUAUUUACGACUAGCUUUUGCCCACAACUUCGUAUGUGAGAGAAAAUCAAGAAAUAUCUUCUUAGUGGGGAGCACUAAGAAGAUAUUUCUUGAUUGAUUACACUGUCCUAGAAACCUACUCACCAAAUUUCAGCUUUCUACACCCAGUUUGGGCUGUGCGUUGUCUGUCAAUCAGUCACUCAGUAACGCAAGAGAUUUAUGUUAUGUGUUAAUAUAUUUAGACGAUUGAUGUUAUAUUCAAUAUUUUUUUUUAUUUUAAUAAACUUAUGUCUUAAACAGUUUCAAGCCAUAAGUUUAUUGAGGCAAAAUAAAUUCUAUACUUAGUUACUUUUCGCAAUGACGUUUUGAGAACGUGACGUUUUGUGUCACCAACUGUCUUACAAAUCCAUUAUUAUGAAGUGUUGACAUUUUGAAAGCAUUACGCCACUUUUCACGUUUCACUGAUAAAUUUUAAUGGAAAUCAAUUAGGCUUAAGUAACUCGAUCAUAGAUAACAAAUAACUGUCAUAAUAAUCUAUGGAUUAAGAUAAUUUCAUUCAUUCUUUCACAAUGUUUUCGAUCGAAUCGUGAAAUGAAUAUAGGUACCCCAGAAAUGGUACAUGUGCUGCUUUUCAUAAAAUUAAUGUAAAAUAAUGUAUCCUGAAUCUUUCUGUAAAUCUUUCGAUAAAUGUCCAAUUUUUUUUUUUACAUUCAAUGUAUAAAUUUGUAUGGAUUAAAAAAAUAUAUAUGAAAAGUGGCAUAAUGACAUAAUUAUAAUAUACAUUGAAUAUUGUACGGCAUGUAAUGUCGAGAUGUUUUAUAUUAAAUGAUGUUUAUAAAAUAAAAUAUUAUUUUCUAGUGA